Ostreococcus tauri is the source of this 891-nucleotide messenger RNA. RefSeq names its product Glycoside hydrolase-type carbohydrate-binding,subgroup. Gene Ontology annotation, biological process: carbohydrate metabolic process. The record is from RefSeq and is a predicted model, not a curated record. Bases 1 to 891 code for a protein of 296 amino acids. The transcript is spliced from 2 exons. NCBI's taxonomy places the organism in Eukaryota, Viridiplantae, Chlorophyta, Mamiellophyceae, Mamiellales, Bathycoccaceae. Gene Ontology annotation, molecular function: isomerase activity; carbohydrate binding.
AUGUCGGCCGUCUUCGCGCAGCGUCAAUCCAUCACCACCGCCCGCGUCCAUCAGCGCGCGCCCGCCCGCUCGCGCGUCGUCGCGCGCGCCGGGAAGGCGACGCAAGGAAAGGGUCAGGGCGAUCUCGAUGUUGUUCGACUCACCGCGAGCGACGGCACCGCGGCGGAGGUGUACCUGUUCGGCGGCGUCGUCACGAGCUUCAAACCGAAGGGUGGCGACGAUGUGUUAUACGUCCGACCCGAUGCGAAGUUCGAUAAGUCGAAGCCGAUCUCCGGUGGUUUACCGCACUGCUGGCCGCAGUUCGGCCCGGGGGCGAUUCAAGUGCACGGGUUCGCGCGUAAUGUCGAUUGGAAGUUGGUGAGCACGACGGACGAACCGCCGUCGAUGACGAUGGAGCUCACACCAAGCGAUUACACUCGAGCGAUGUGGGACAAGGAUUUCAAGGUUACGGAGACCGUGACGUUGAAGGACGGCGCGCUCGAAGCGGUUCUUACCGUUGAGAACCCGGGUGAGGAGGCUUUCGAGUUCACUGGCUCGUUCCACACGUACCUCGCCGCGGACAUUAACAAGGCGGCUGUCGGCGGCUUGAACGGGUGCAAGACUUUUGAUCGCCUCGGUGAAUCGGAGUCUACCGUCAACGGUGACGUCAAGUUUUCGGGUCCGAUCGAUAGCGUCUACUACGGUGUCCCGGAGACGCUCACGCUCGCCACGGGUAAGCGCACGGUCACGAUCAAGUCCAGCAAGGCGUGGACCGAGGCCGUCGUGUGGACGCCUUGGACGGACAUGCCUGCGUGCUACGAAGAGUUCGCGUGCGUCGAAUCCGCCGCCGUGACCCCUGUCACCGUCGCCCCGGGCACAUCUUGGACCGCUACCACCACUCUUUCGGCGUAA